Molecule: messenger RNA, 615 nt
Organism: Verticillium dahliae VdLs.17
Lineage: Eukaryota; Fungi; Ascomycota; Sordariomycetes; Glomerellales; Plectosphaerellaceae
Exons: 3
Coding region: 1-615 (204 amino acids)
Biological process (GO): mycotoxin biosynthetic process
Source: RefSeq, a predicted model, not a curated record
AUGGUCGGCGGUGGAGGCUUCGUUGCUGUCUUCACCAAGAAGUCGCCUGCGCCGCUGCGCGAGGAGGGAGCCCAGAACGCCGUUGAUGCGGCUGAGAAUGCUGCAUCUGCUGAACAGGACGAGGUUCCCCGCGUCAUACAGCAUUUCGAGUUGACGGCCGACUACACGUUCAACCCGCUGAAUACGACCGCCGACGAGAAGCACCAGGUACGAAAGAACUGGGAUGCCUUGAUGCCAGUCGGCCACGGGUUCUUCAGCGCAACGAAGAACCAGAACCAGCUGCCGACGGUGACGGUCGACCCGGAGAACCACCCGGCGCAUAUCACGGCCGUGUUCCACCAGCUGCACUGUCUUUACAUGAUCAUGCAGGCGUACCACUCGGGCGUGCAGGCGACGGAGGAGACGGAGGCCAUGGCGUUUCACCUGCGGCACUGCUUUGAGUACCUGCGGCUGUCGCUCGUGUGCCACGGUGACACGGCGCUCGGGGGUAGGGUCGACGACACGACGGCCGGGGAAGCGGGGGCACAGCAUGUAUGCAAGGACUGGGGGGCUGUCAAGCGGUUUGCCGAGACGCAUCGGACGAACGAGUUUCGGGGUAUCAUCGACACUGACUAG